Molecule: messenger RNA, 3793 nt
Organism: Pteropus alecto (black flying fox)
Lineage: Eukaryota; Metazoa; Chordata; Mammalia; Chiroptera; Pteropodidae
Gene: DZIP1L
Product: DAZ interacting zinc finger protein 1 like
Exons: 18
Coding region: 701-3025 (774 amino acids)
Biological process (GO): cilium assembly
Cellular component (GO): ciliary basal body; cytoplasm
Source: RefSeq, a predicted model, not a curated record
GUUGUAGAAGCGAGAGGAGUCAGAGACCCCAGGCCUCCAGCUGCUGGCGCGGAGAGGUUCUCUUGUCUCUGGCUGGGCAGGUUGGCGGCUCUGUCCCGGCCCCCGAAAACUCCUGGGCUCCUCGAGGCUGGGGAAGCAUCCCCGCCAGCGCCGCAGCGAGGAUUCCGGGAACUGCCUGGGACAGUCGGGGGCGGUGGAGCGAGCUGAGAGGCGGAGCCGGGCCGAGAAGGGGAGCCGGCGCCUCUGCGACCUCUGCCCUUUCUCCCGGCUCCGAGGACCCCCAGCCCUUACUUAACGCCUCCUGCUGGAGCCGGACUGGCCGCUGAGAACAACCCCACCUAGAGAAGUCUGAUCCUUCAGUCAAGUGGCUGAUGUGGGAAAAGCAGUCUGCUGCUGAUUCAGUCUGGAGAAAGCACAGUGUUCCUUUCCCUAGGGUAUGUGGUUUCCAGGUAACCUGUGGCGUUCUCAUCUGGCUUUGUCUUCUGCCUGUCCUGACUCAAUGCAAGCUGUGGAGUUGAAUCUGCGGGGAAACAGGAAGAAUUUGAGGUCUCCAGCCCUGACUCUGUUGUGAUUUGCUGUAAACUGUUUCAGUCCUUGCAGUUUGGUCAAGAAAUCUCAGGCCCUUUCUCAGCUCCUUUGCUUGCUGCCGUGGCCUUGGCGGCACCCGUCCCCAGUGAUCAGCCCAGGGCUUCCCCUGCCCAUGCAGUCUCCUGCUCACACUGCUGAGGGCCUCAGUGGUCCCCUCUUUGGGGCCUAUGCACUCCCUACCUUCAAGUUCCAGCCUCGCCAUGAGAGUGUGGACUGGAGGCGCAUUAGCGCCCUAGAUGUGGACCGCGUGGCACGGGAGCUAGACGUGGCUACCCUGCAGGAAAACAUUGCUGGUGUCACCUUCUGCAACUUGGACCGGGAGGCCUGCAGCCGCUGUGGACAGCCUGUGGACCCAGCACUGCUCAAGGUGCUGCGCCUGGCACAGCUCAUCAUUGAGUACCUGCUGCACUGUCAAGACUGCCUGAGUGCCAGUGUUGCCCAGCUCGAGGCACGGCUGCAGGCCAGCCUGGGCCAGCAGGAGCGUGGUCAGCAGGAGCUGGGCCGCCAGGCUGACGAGCUCAAAGGUGUGCGGGAGGAGAGCCGCCGGCGUCGCAAGAUGAUCAGUACCUUGCAGCAGCUGCUCCUGCAGACAGGUGCCCACAGCUACCAAAUGUGCCACCUGUGUGACAAGACGUUCAUGAAUGCCACCUUUCUCCGGGGCCACAUCCAGCGCAGGCAUGGGGGCAUGGCGGAAGGUGGAAAACAGAAGAAGCAGGAACAGCCAGUGGAGGAGGUGUUAGAAGAGCUGCAGGCCAAGCUAAAGUGGACCCAAGGGGAGCUGGAAGCCCAGAGGGAGGCUGAGAGGCAGCGGAUGCUUCAGGAAGCAGAGAUCACUCGUCAGAGGGAAAUAGAAGCUAAGAAAGAAUUUGAUGAAUGGAAAGAAAAAGAGCGGGCCAAGCUAUAUGGAGAAAUAGACAAGCUUAAAAAAUUAUUUUGGGAUGAAUUUAAAAGUGUUGCCAACCAUAACUCUACACUAGAGGAGAAACUAAAGGCACUACAGUCCCACAGUGUGAUGGGAUCCAACCUCGGGUCGCUGCGGGAUGAGGAGUCUGAGGAGAGACUCAGGCAGGCACAGGAGCUCCGGGCCAUGAGGGAGAAGAUAGAGGUUCAGAAAACAGAAUGGAAGAGAAAAUUGAAGGAACUGCAGGAGGAGCAUGCAGCUCAGAAGAGAGAGUUGCAGGAGGAGAAUGAGAGGCUCCAGGCCUCCCUGUCUCAGGAUCAGAGGACAGCGGCUGCCCAGUCCCAGCGCCAGAUCAAUGCCCUCCGCACCCAGCUCCAGGAACAAGCCAGGCUCAUCGCCUCCCAGGAGGAGAUGAUCCAGACCAUGUCUCUCAGGAAGGUGGAGGGGAUCUGUGAGGGUCUGAAGGCUGUGGACACUGAAGAGAACUCUUCUGAGGAAGAGCUGGAGGAUUCACAAGAUGGACAGCAAAAGGUGCUGGCAGCUCUGAGGCGAAACCCCACUUUGCUGAAGCAGUUCAGGCCAGUCCUGGAGGACACCCUGGAAGAGAAACUGGAAAGCAUGGGCAUAAAGAGAGAUGCAAAGGGAAUUCCGGUUCAGACUCUCAGACACCUGGAGUCCCUCCUGAGGUCCCAGCGGGAGCAGAAGGCGGGGAGGUUUUCUGAAUUUCUGAGUCUUAGGGAAAAGCUCAUCAAAGAAGCCACCAGCAGAGUGAAGGAGAGACAGAGGCAAGGGGCCCUGGGGUCCCAGCCGGAUGGCAAGGCUCCAGUCAAAAGUCAGCAGAACCCUCUCGUCACCAAAGAGGUACAGCCAAAGGCCAGGACCCUGAACGUGGCAUCGCCAUCCAAGCCGGUAGAGCCACCUGUGACCAGUCUUCAAAGCCGCGGCAGCCACGGCCCUGGCCUGGCCCAGGUGCCCACCCCGACUCCACGCCUCGCAGUGCGUGGACCCUCCGGCACCACUUCUUCCCCAGGGCUUGGGCUAAGCAGUACACCCCCGUUCAGUUCCGAAGAGGACUCAGAGGGACAUUCUGUGCAGCAGACAUCUCGUCAGCCCCCAAAAGUUCCUUCCAGGAUGGGGCCCCGGCCUGAGGAUGACUCGGACUGGUCUGACACUGGGACCUCAGAGGGGAGUGCCCCAUUCCCUGGCAAGGGCUCAGGGGGGCCGGCUUCCUCAGGGACACUGGUGCAGUCGAUGGUCAAAAACCUUGAGAAGCAGCUGGAGGCUCCAGCGAAGAAGCCAGCUGGAGGGGUCAGUCUGUUCUUAACGCCCAACACCGGGCCACAGAGGCCUGCCGCGCCAGGAAGGAAGCCUCAGCUUUCCGAUGAUGAGAGCGACUUGGAGGUCUCUUCUUUGGAAGAUCUCCCCCAGGACCUGGACCAGAGAGGGAAACCGAGGCCCUUGUCUCACUCGAAGCUCCCGGAGAAGUUUGGCACCAGCGCUUGGAGCCCUGGCCAACCUAGGGUCCCUGGCUGGUGAUCCCACCCCAGAGCCUAGCUGGUUGGAGAACUAGUCUUGUCAUGGGUCUCGGGCCGGCUGACGUCCCACCCCACCAGAAGAGGCUGCUGAUCCUCUUGUCUUCAUCAGUAACCAAGAGGUCUUCUCCCUUGGAGAGAAGCGAAGCGGAAGAUGGAGAUGAUUUCGCCCCUCUCACCCGUGAGGGACCCUGCCUGAGAGUGCCAGGGAGGCCUGGCUGGGUGCCCUCAGGCCCCAUGGCUUGAGAAAAGGUGUGAUAGGACCUCUGAGCAGUUUUCUUCCUUCACCUCCAUGUUCACUCCAGACCGAAAGGGUCCAUUGGGUCUCUGUUCCCAGCAUUUGUAAACCUGUGGGAACACUGUGGAGAUGGGUCUUAUAUGGGGUCCUUUUGGGGACACAUACCUCAGUCAGCCAUUCAGUGACUGAUCGAAAGUCAUUUACUGAGUACUUGCUCUGUGUCCGGUCCUCCUUUGCAGAGUUGGGGUACAGGGCAGAGGCGGGAAGAAUGGGAUAGUAAUCUAGUGACAGAGAUUAGGGUGUUAUGGGAGCAUAGGAGGGGCCACCCAGUACAGCCUGGGGUGACCAUCCCAUGGUUGAUGUCUGGCAGGGCUUGCUCAUUGGUGGGAGGAAGGAAGGCACCUUGACCGGGGCCUCAUAUCCCCAAAGGACUGCGAAUUUAAUUUUUGAUAUUAUUUCCAAAAUUAAGUUAUAUAUAACCGCUGUAUUUUUUUUUCACGUGGAAAGCUUUCAUUUAUUAUAUUGCAAACAUAU